Nanorana parkeri is the source of this 702-nucleotide messenger RNA. It is a transcript of the gene FABP7, whose product is annotated as fatty acid binding protein 7. The coding region runs from base 102 to 500 and encodes 132 amino acids. Gene Ontology annotation, biological process: fatty acid transport. The transcript is spliced from 4 exons. Gene Ontology annotation, cellular component: cytosol; nucleus. The record is from RefSeq and is a predicted model, not a curated record. NCBI's taxonomy places the organism in Eukaryota, Metazoa, Chordata, Amphibia, Anura, Dicroglossidae. Gene Ontology annotation, molecular function: fatty acid binding.
GUAGGGCUGCCAUGUAAAGCAGGACAGAGCAUCUCCUAGCCAAGGGAAAAAAAGCCAUUUAAACCUUACACAGUGCUCUCUCUUACAUACCUGCUGCUAAAAUGGUAGAUGCUUUCUGUGCCACCUGGAAACUGGUUGACAGCCAGAACUUUGAUGAGUACAUGAAAGCCCUAGGAGUUGGCUUUGCUACCAGACAGGUUGGCAAUGUGACCAAACCCACUGUCAUCAUUAGCCAAGAAGGUGACAAAGUGGUGAUCAGGACCCAGAGUACAUUCAAGAACACAGAGAUCAGCUUCAAGCUCGGGGAAGAAUUUGAUGAAGCCACAGCUGAUGACAGGAACUGUAAGUCUACUGUAACCUUGGAAGGAGAUAAAGUAGUCCAUGUACAGAAGUGGGAUGGUAAAGAAACAAAAUUUGUAAGAGAAAUAAAGGAUGGCAAAAUGGUUAUGACUCUUACAUUUGGUGAUAUCGUUUCUGUUCGUCAGUACGAGAAGGCAUAGACAAAAUUGUGUUCUGCUUUUCAUCUACAGAAGUGUUAUUUCUCUUGAAUGAAGUGAACAUGCCGCAUCUUAACAACCAUUUUUAUACCCAAAACCAUUCCAUUUCUGAUCUGUGUACACUACCAAAUUGACAACUUUGUAUUUUCACUGAAGAUGAAACUGUAACCACUUUUUAUUAAAAAUAUAAAAAAACUAUAUUUUU